CAACCAAUAGCAUUCACUUUGGGAUCCACUCACGCAAGAUCCCAUGAUGUCAUCCCAAGCGCCGUUCACUCUCCGUCCACGUUAGAGACAGCAGAAUCUUGGAAACAACGACACAGUUCAAUUGUGGCUCCUUUGCCAAUGGAGAAAAAAACGAAGGUGAGGACAUUUGGAAGAGCGGUUUUGAGGGUGAGAGUGGAUCAUGUCCUCCACUGCAACGAGGAGAUGAGCCAAGGUUCAAUGCGCC
Molecule: messenger RNA, 244 nt
Organism: Sphenostylis stenocarpa
Lineage: Eukaryota; Viridiplantae; Streptophyta; Magnoliopsida; Fabales; Fabaceae
Source: the annotation of a GenBank genome assembly